AUGGAUCUGGUGUUGGUGCCUCCGAAAGCUCAUGGCAGCUUCUAUGAAGGUGAUUGCUACGUCCUCCUCUCGACCCGUAAAUCGGGCAGCGCCCUGUCCUAUGACAUCCACUACUGGAUUGGCAAACGUUCCUCGCUGGACGAGCAGGGCUGUGCUGCCAUAUAUACCACCCAGCUGGAUGACUACCUCGGUGGGGUUCCCGUGCAGCACCGUGAGGUGCAGGGCCACGAGUCUGAGCUCUUCAAGGGCUACUUCAAGCAAGGUCUCAUGUGAGUAAGGGGUCGUCAUGGGAAUGGCAACAUCUCG
Molecule: messenger RNA, 306 nt
Organism: Podarcis muralis (Common wall lizard)
Lineage: Eukaryota; Metazoa; Chordata; Lepidosauria; Squamata; Lacertidae
Source: RefSeq, a predicted model, not a curated record